CCUGAAGGCAAGUAGAGAGGUUUUACUUUUUUGCUGAGAACACGUCACCUUGCAUCUCCCAGCUUCACAAGCAGGACAAAUCAUUUUCAUAAUGUCAACAGAGUGUGUUAGGACUCCAGAGGUUCCGGAAAACAGACUAAAUGCCCAGGAACAGUUAUAUUCAAAACUUUCAGAAAAACUGAUCGAGGACUGCAAUAUGGAUGCAGAACAAAAACAGGAUAAGGGCCCCCCAGAAGCACAGGGACCUGAACAGGAGCAGAAAAAACCCAGGAGAAAGGACACACCAGUGCUUUAUAUCCAUCCUGUUAUUCCAGGAGUUAAACUGAUGAAAGAAGAAAACCGAGCCAUUUUUAUGGAAGAUGAAGAAAAAGAAUGGAAGAAUUAGCUGUCCUGUUGUAUCUUAAGAAACGGAAUGCUUGACAGGGAUUUCGAGGAUGGUAGGGGUUCUGAAGUGUGCUGACUCAUGGGUUUGUUUUUUUGCAAACAACAGCUGUACGUGUGAUGUCACUUCAUCCCAUUCACAAGAACGUUUUUUUUUGUAAUGGUCUAUAUGUGUUAUGCCCUAUGUAAUGAAAAAAACAGGCAUUUAGCUUUUGGAUAGAAAGUAGAACCUCAUUUCACAUACUACAAAAAUGCAAUAAUCAAAAACAAGUUGUCUUCAUUUUAUUUUGUGGGCAAGGCUGUCACAAAAAAACCCUACAGGCAUCUGUUUUUUUUUUUUGGUAAUAAUAUUUCCUAUUUUUUAUCUUCGUUGAAUGUUACUAUAGUACUUAGAUUUACUGGCCAGGCCCAUACCACAGGGAAGCACCUCCACUUGUGACAUUUAUUAUAUUUAUAGAAAGAAACAUAGUGCUAUUUAAAUAUUGGUACCAUUUAUAGUAAUUGAAUUACCUGUGCCUUUUACCAGUGCCAAUGUGUGCUUAUUGUUGCCACUUAUCCACCAACAUCAAUAUAAGCAGAAGAAAUAACUUUCCUUUAUGAACACAUUUUCAUUAUAGUACUGCUGUCCUGAAAGUGCCUUUUUAAAAGGUACUGGAUCAAAUAAGAAAAAAAAAAAAAAAAAAAAAAAACUGUGUUAAUGAUAACUGAUGUUUUUUGGCAUUUGUUGCCCUACACUGUAUAAGCAUUUCUGUCAUGGUAAACAUUUGUUAUU
Messenger RNA from Acipenser ruthenus (sterlet), 1153 nucleotides. Its product is annotated as protein phosphatase 1 regulatory subunit 17-like. Gene Ontology annotation, molecular function: protein phosphatase inhibitor activity. The coding region runs from base 92 to 385 and encodes 97 amino acids. The transcript is spliced from 4 exons. Gene Ontology annotation, biological process: regulation of phosphatase activity. NCBI's taxonomy places the organism in Eukaryota, Metazoa, Chordata, Actinopteri, Acipenseriformes, Acipenseridae. The record is from RefSeq and is a predicted model, not a curated record.